This is a messenger RNA of Schizosaccharomyces japonicus yFS275, 2298 nucleotides long. Its product is annotated as PAS family protein. The coding region runs from base 1 to 2298 and encodes 765 amino acids. The record is from RefSeq and is a predicted model, not a curated record. The transcript has 3 exons. Lineage: Eukaryota; Fungi; Ascomycota; Schizosaccharomycetes; Schizosaccharomycetales; Schizosaccharomycetaceae. Gene Ontology annotation, biological process: blue light signaling pathway.
AUGGCCAACGGUUCCGGAAGCAUGCCUUUGUCUGCUUCAUCUGCUUGUGUAGACGAUGGGGAACAGGACGAAUUUCCUGCUCGUACAAUGACUUCUUCUUCCUCUUAUGUGGAUACGAUGGACCAGUCGUCGACUUUACGGACCCAGACAGACCAAACGUCGGGCACAGCAUUGGACUACUACAUGUUGCCGCUGGCACCGUAUGUCUCUGCUCCGGCCGCCUUUCCACGAAGGGUUUCGCAGAAUCCUUCCCAGAUGCUGUCUUUGGAUGAGUUCGAAACAACGAGCCCGAGUGCUGUCCCAAUCAAUUCAUUUAGUGCAUCAAGAGACUCGUACUCGUCAACGGACUUAAAUGGCAUGUUUGCAAACUCUGUACCCACAGAGCUGUAUAGAAAUCCGUCUUCCUAUCAGCUCAAUGGUUCCUCCUCUGUACGUUCUCCUUUGCUACCGGACCCCAGCCUUUCCUCCUUCACUUCGAAGAAUGCCGUGCAUCACCCAACCUCCUUUCUUCCACACUAUCCCAAGGCAAAUGUUUCAGCGGAUCAAGGCAAGGCUGCUUACGAAGAAAAUCCUGAACCGCGGAAACGAGCCUAUUCCAUUGCCGCUCCUUUAAGCGAUUACGGUACCACUGAAGUCUCUAACGCACCUUGGAAUGCCAGUCGGGGAGACAUCGCAAAAAGCUUAAAGACGCAGGAACAACCGCGUCAAAAUGAAGGCCCUCCCGCUCCUUUUUCCAUUCCACUUCCCAUAAAUUGUAUUUAUUCAACCACUGGUUUGGACGUGGUUGGUUUGCUGGCCCGAGUGGCAUCUCGGCCAAACCCCGUUAUUCAGCUGGGACCAGUUGAUCUCUCUUGCUCUUUCCUUGUCUCCGAUCCUCGUCAGCCCGACUGCCCCAUCAUUUAUGCUAGUAGCAAUUUUGAGACUCUCACUGGUUACACACAACAGGAGAUUGUUGGAAGGAAUUGUCGGUUUCUGCAGUCGCCGGAUGGAAAGUUAUCCGAAGGCGAGCAGCGAAGAUUUACGGAUCAUUGUGCCGUUUAUUACAUGAAAAAAUGUGUUUUGGAGGAGAAGGAAUGUCAGGUCUCUUUGGUGAAUUUCAAAAAAAACAGACAACCUUUUAUGAAUCUUGUCACACUUAUCCCCGUUUGCUGGGAUAGUGACGAAAUUUCCUUCAUUAUCGGUUUUCAAAUUGACAUGGUCGCUACUCCGAGCGAAAUUAUGAAACGAAUAAAGUCGGGCUCGUAUUCGACGUACUAUCAAAUGACUGCCGCACCGAAGCCUGCACUCAGGGACACAAGCCCUGUACGAAGAGGCUUAGAGGCUUACCCGGACACACAUUCAAAGCACAAGCUAUCAGCGGCUGAAUUGGAGUUUUGGAAUGAUGCCUGGGUUAAGAACAGCUCGGACUUCAUUUAUGUCAUCUCGCUGAAAGGAAUAUUUCUGUAUGUAUCGAGCGUAUCUAAGAGUUUACUGGGGAAGGAUCCAGAAGAACUUCUUGACAUCGUACCCCUGCUUCGGGAAAUUAAAACGGUUACCACGGGUGAAACUGUAAACUACAUAUUCCGCGUUAUGAUGAGAGGCGGCAGUUACUGUUGGAUUGAAUCCAAAGGACAAAUGCAUAUUAUGCAAGGAAAAAGCAGGAAAUGCAUUAUCCUGGUCGGGAGACAACGGGCGUUCUACGACCUUGCAGUAAAUACCAUCAUGAAGAACACAGUUAUUACGGAAAAUGAGUUCUGGAUUCGUAUUUCUAUGACCGGUAUUAUUCUGUAUUCUACGCCUGACGUGGUUCAAUUCGCGGGUUACGGAGCGACGGAAUUGGUCGGCAAAAGCUUAAUGUCUGUUUGUUCGUUCCCUCCAGCAGACAUUAUCUUAAAAGCAUUAAAAACUGCGCUGGCAAAGGUUGUUACACUUCGCAUCUGCUUACACUCAAAAACUGAUGAACUUCUUUACGCGAAGGCCGUCUUUUUCAGAGCUAGCAGUACGAAUGAUUCAAAGUUACCGUGUAUGCUCGUUCAGUUGUAUACAAUUCCUGCAUUUGAUAUUGGUGAGGAAUACGCCUCUGAUAUGCUGUUAAAUUCCGAUUCACCGGUAAGUGGUCUGCCUGAUGCAAUGAUGGACACCUUCCUUUAUGAACAAUACAGUGAUGGAGAUCUGAACAAAAACUUUUUUUCCGAACUUGACCAUUCACAUUCUUCGAGCUGGCAGUACGAGUUUAAUCGUCUUCGUUAUGAAACUUCCAGGCUAGAGGAUGUACUCAGUGGGCUCUAUGCUGAACGUUCACUUCAAGUACGCUCUUAA